AUGAUGGCAGAUCAGAAUGUUGCCGGUAGUCAACAGAGUCAGGACCUCGUGACAAUCAGCGAAGUUGUGAAUACCGGUCAUGGCAGCAGCAAUGCAACGGCAAGCAACAGGGGUCAGAAGGCUGAUAUACCACCGCCAAAGACCGAGAAGCCCCGGCCACAUGUCUGUGUAAUUUGUACUCGUUCUUUCGCACGUUUGGAACAUCUCAAACGUCACGAGCGAUCUCAUACCAAGGAAAAACCAUUUGAAUGCCCGGAUUGCACAAGAUGCUUUGCGAGAAGAGAUCUGUUGCUGAGGCACCAACAGAAGCUGCACAUGACUACAACACCAUCAUCUCGUCCCCGUAACGUGCGAAGGGAAAGUACAAGUAGUUCCACUCGCGUUAGGAAGAAUUCGAUUGUGAAUGGGGGCAAUAACAUGAGGCCAAGGGCCAACACCAUCAGCCAUGUUGACCGACCAAACGUGGGAAUAAUCAAUAAUCCCGACUCGUCGAAGACGCCGCAAGCUGGCCAUGCGCAUCACCCAAGUCUUAGCUCGGUGCCGAGUAUGCCGGGGCUGGAGUACCGUGGGAUGCCUUCUGAUAACCGUCACGCCACGAUAAAUGGUCUUACCAAGCUUGAUACGACUGCCAUCCCCCCUAACAUGUGCGACGGUCUUCGAACAGCUCCGGUUUUUGGUAGCUUUGGCUCUGAUUUUGGUCUUGGUGACAUGAUGCUGGGCCAAGGAAGCACUAUCAAUCCCGCUCAACUGCAUUUCUCGGGUUCUCCCAACACCUUCCUGGACACUCCCACUUCCCCAUUUACUCCCGCGUUCUCGAAUAUGCCGGCCGCCCGAAACAUGUACGAUGACGAUAUCAAGUAUGACGGCUUCGACAACAUCAUGAGGCUUAGUACCAACGAGUCCGCCAUUGACAACUCGUCUCCCUCGGCGAUGAGUACGGGGAGCCCAAGUGGUAUUAGCGAGGCUAUCUUAGACACCUCCAAUCACAUCAUAACAUCGUCCUCUGGCCCUUGGUCGAGCACAUUGCUCUCUCAGAGCCAGCCUAGUCAGUUUGGCUUGGAUUUUCCUCAGACCACGUUCCAGGAUCUUUCCGCGCACACUGGAACGGUAUCUCCGAAGUCGCUCCUGACCCCAAUUGCUGACCAGUCGUUUUCAACAUCACCAUCUCUUGGGACAAUGGGAACUUCGGUCCUAUCCGGCCUUCCCACUAACAUGUUCCAAAAUGCAUCACCAAGUGCCACAGGAUUUGAGGCGAACUUUUUGCAGACUGGGUUGCCGUCAUAUGCAAAUACGAUUACAGAAUCGACUCGCCAGGCCCUUAUGACAACUCUCCAGCGGCCUGCAACGUUUACUCACCGUCGAUACUCCCAACCAGCAUCGUCUUCGACCUUUCCAGCCGGCAAUUUACGGUCAGCGAUGUUUGAGAACACUACAUCAGCUCUGCCAAACACUAGUGACCUCCAGCGUUAUAUAGGCGCAUAUAUUACCUAUUUUCACCCUCAUUGGCCGUUUCUCCAUAUUCCAACCCUUGAUUUCAAGGCGCCGGAACAUGCCAACAGAUUUAAAGGGGCUAAUGGGUAUGGCAAUGCGACGACAUCGAAUCCUUCGGGGGACAAUGGCUGUUUGAUACUCUCAAUGGCCGCUAUUGGUGCUUUGUAUGAGUUCGACACCGCGACUUCGAAGGAGCUUUUCGAAUCUGCGAAGAGGAUGAUCCAACUGUACCUUGAAGAAAGACGCAAGGCAGACUCGGGCAUUCUUAAUCGCUCGAAUUCUGGACGUGACAACUCAGUGCAGAAUACUCCUUUAUGGCUGGUUCAAGCAAUGCUGCUUAAUGUCAUAUACGGACAUAACUGCGAUGACAAAACGGCAGCUGACAUUGCAAGCACCCACUGUGCGGCCUUAGUAAGCCUUGCGAGAGCGGCGGAACUCACCCAGCACCACCCCCCUGAGAGUCUUCCAGCAGAUCAGUUUGGUUAUGCUUCAACCUCAAUUGACGCUCAUCUAAACGGCAACUACAUGGAUUUUUGGAGCGUCCAGUCGCCGGAGGUCUCUCCAGAAAGGAUCGAAUGGUUGAAAUGGAAGGUAGUAGAGGAGCGGAAACGGACUUUAUAUGCUAUCUUUACUUUAUCGAGUCUACUCGUGUCUGCAUAUAAUCAUGCUCCCGCUCUUACUAACUCUGAAAUUCGUCUAACUUUGCCAUGCGACGAAGAACUUUGGGCAGUGGAUUCCCCCGAAGCCUGGGUGGCAUUGGGUGGCCAAGCGCACGCGGAACAGAAUGCAGUUAAAUUUUCGGAUGCCUUGAAGAAGCUUCUGAUAGCAGGACAACACAGCCAUUCUCCGCAUAGCCAAUUUGGAUCUGGUAUGCAAAUGGACGGAUUGCCUCCCACAGAUCUUAAACCGAGCCCUUUUGGAUGUUUGGUCCUGAUCCUUGCUCUCCACAAUUACAUUUGGGAAACCCGUCAGCAGCACAUGGGAAAGCAAUGGACAAGUCAGGAAACUGAAGCCCUAUAUGUGCAUAUUGAGCCCGCUUUCCGUGCAUGGCAGGCCGCCUGGGGUAGCAAUCCGCAUCGCAGCUUGGAACGACCAAAUCCGUUUGGUGCGGGCCCCUUAUCCGCGGAUAGUAUACCUCUUUUGGAUCUUGCGUAUGUUAGGCUUUAUGUCAAUCUGGGUCGAUCCAGGGAAGCCUUUUGGCAGCGUGAUUGGAAUGCGAUGGUUGACGAACUUUCCCGAUCCGCCGAAGUUCCCCAACCUUCCAGCGGAAGCCCUGGCCCAGAAUUCGCGCAAGAUCUACUCGCCGAAUUUAAUACCCUAGAUGUUGGAGUUUCCAAUGAUCCUAGCUUAGAGACACCGUUUCAAGGAACCUCUUGUCGUCGAACAAAAUCAUCAAAAAGCGAACGGCAUCUGCGAAAGGCUGCGUUCUAUGCAGUGGAUUCCAUCAACAUGGCGGACAGAUUUGGCAACACUUUUUUUGAAUUUACGUCCAGGGAACUUCCACUUCAGAGUGCAAUGUGCCUAUUUGACUGCGCGCAGGUAUUGGCGGAGUGGAUCAGUACUGUCCAGGACCGGGUUGGGCCCUAUCUGGGAAUUCUUGGCCAAGUUCCCACCGAUUUGAGCCAGGUUCCCGUACUCAUGCUGCUGGAAGACGAAGAUUUUAAACUGAUUCAGAAGAUCGAGGAUUUUCUCCAUAGCGUCGAAACGAAAAUGAAAGACAGCGCACCGAGUCCAUGUUCGAGCAGCGGCGAAGCGUGGGAUUGCUUGCCUAGCUUGAUGGAAGGUGGAUAUGCGACCAAGGUCUCAUUAUCAAUAGCUUAUUUGCUGGAUCGUGCGGGAGUCUGGCCUGUGAUCAAGUUAAUGGCCAGGGCACUUGAAACUCAAGCACGUCGUAUGAGAGACCGAGCCCAGAAUUCCCUCUCUGGCUAA
Molecule: messenger RNA, 3420 nt
Organism: Coccidioides immitis RS
Lineage: Eukaryota; Fungi; Ascomycota; Eurotiomycetes; Onygenales; Onygenaceae
Product: C2H2 transcription factor
Exons: 3
Coding region: 1-3420 (1139 amino acids)
Biological process (GO): DNA-templated transcription; regulation of transcription by RNA polymerase II
Cellular component (GO): chromatin
Molecular function (GO): zinc ion binding; DNA-binding transcription factor activity, RNA polymerase II-specific; RNA polymerase II cis-regulatory region sequence-specific DNA binding
Source: RefSeq, a predicted model, not a curated record